This is a messenger RNA of Brachypodium distachyon (stiff brome), 2419 nucleotides long. Its product is annotated as transcription factor bHLH18. Lineage: Eukaryota; Viridiplantae; Streptophyta; Magnoliopsida; Poales; Poaceae. Gene Ontology annotation, molecular function: protein dimerization activity. The transcript has 4 exons. The record is from RefSeq and is a predicted model, not a curated record. The coding region runs from base 544 to 1593 and encodes 349 amino acids.
AAGAGGUCGAUCUCCACUGACAUCACCAUGAGGUAAUGCGAUGGAUGCUGGAGAGAGGCCAAUAAUCUAAGCUCGCCCAUAACACAAGGCCCUCUCAAAUCCAAAUCCUUGAUAAAAAAUGUGGGGAGGGAAGGCGAUAGGUUGCUUCAGCCGGCCCAGCCACCAUUUGCACAGUCUGCAGCUGAAAGGGAGGAGAAGAGGUCGAGUAGUUCACACCCAACCAGGAGGAGGCUCUAAAAUAGUCUCCUGCCCCCAUCUUCCGAAGUGUUAUAUAAGGUGGUGCGGCUUGCGUCGUCUCCAUUGGUAGAAAGGAAAGGAAAGGGACUCGCUGACCGACCCCAUCUCCCUCCCUCCAAAGGGACAUCACAACAGCCAUUAAUUGUAGUCUGUUUUGCUUGCUCAACGCAGUGUGCUGUUGGCUAACAGUUGUGUUUGCUUCCGAUCGGGGAUUGAUUCAGGCUAACUGAAGCGAGGAAUCUCUGGUUUGGAGUUUUGAGUUUGGAGGCGAGCCGGCGGUUAGAGCGAGCGAUUAAUCUGCUGCAAAUGGCGACUCAGUGGUUCUCCAAUAUGGUGAUGGAGGAGCCGAGCUUCUUCCACCAGUGGCAAUCGGACGCGACGCUGGAGCAGUACACGGAGCAGCAGAUUGCCGUGGCCUUCGGGCAGGCGGAGCUGGACCAUGCCACGGCGGCGGCGGCGCUGAUGCAGCAGCAGCAGCAGCAGUACGGCGUCGAGCAGCACCAGCGGCCACGCAAGGCGGCCAAGGUGAACACGAGCUGGGACUCGUGCAUCACGGAGCAGGGCUCCCCGGCCGAAAACUCCUCCUCCCCCACCAUCCUCUCCUUCGGCGCCGCCUUCGCCAACAACAAGCCCACCCAGGCCCACUACGGGCCCGCCGGGCCCGUCAAGCUCCCCAAGCAGGAGCUCGACGCGCCCUUGAUCCAGCCCAAGCGGAGCUACGAGGCCGCCAUGGCCGCCGCCGAGCCCUUCCCCAAGGCGGCGGCGGCGGCGGCGCCCGCCACCCGGCCGGCGUCGCAGAACCAGGACCACAUCCUGGCGGAGCGCAAACGCCGGGAGAAGCUGAGCGAGCGGUUCAUCGCGCUGUCGAAGAUCGUGCCGGGCUUGAAGAAGAUGGACAAGGCGUCCGUGCUGGGCGACGCCAUCAAGUACGUCAAGACGCUGCAGGACCAGGUGAAGGGGAUGGAGGAGUCGGCCCGGCUCAGGCGGCCCGUGGAGGCGGCCGUGCUGGUGAAGAAGUCACAGCUGGUUCCCGAGGAAGAUGACGGGUCCUCGUCCUCCUGCGACGAGAACUUCGAGGGCGCCGCCGAGGCCGGCGGGCUGCCGGAGAUCGAGGCCCGGAUGUCGGACCGCACCGUGCUCGUCAAGAUCCACUGCGAGAACCGCAAGGGCGCGCUCAUCGCCGCGCUCUCCCAGGUCGAGGGAUUCGGCCUCACCAUCAUGAACACCAAUGUGCUCCCCUUCACCGCUUCCUCCCUCGACAUCACCAUCAUGGCCACGGCUGGGGAGGACUUCUCGUUGUCAGUCAAGGACAUCGUCAGGAAGCUAAAUCAAGCGUUCAAGUCGUCGUCCCCGUGAAUCAAGGACUUGCUUCAGUUCAAGUCUAAUUUAGAUCUUUGGUUUCAAUUUACCUCCUUUUUAUCAUUAGCCCUGAGUAUUUGGGGCUAAUGGUCGUAGGUUCUUCCCUGCUGGUGCUUCUGAAGAGAGUCUGCUUGCAAUUCCCCCAACACAGUGCCCCUCAAAGAUUAGCCAUUUCCACCUUUUUUAGCCUCAUGGGGUCCAAAACCACCUAGCUACUUCUAUUUUCUCUCCCUCUUUUUUUGCAUGGUUUGAUCUAGUCACUCCAUGUUCUUGGGAGAGAGUAGAGUGUACAAUGAGACAUGUCUUUUUCUAGGGCUAGUUACCAAGGGGAGUUUGACUUUUACAAAAACUCAUUUUUCAUUUCUCCCCUUCUCCAAUGUUGCCCUUUUCACCCAGUUUUUUCAAUGAGAGGAUUGAGUUUUUCAAACCCAAACACCUACCUUUGCCGUCCUCUCAAUCCUACCAUACUAUAUCCUAUCCCCAAAAGGCUUCAGAUAUUGUGGAGAAAAUGGCGCCUUCUUUUUUUCAGCACUGAGGGGGACUUUGCAAGCCUUGAUUCAGAAGUACAGUAGGGUGUGCCUUUUUUUUUAGGGUCCGACAAGUUGGUUGUCCCAGCUUGGUGAACCCUUUCGCUUGUAGUUUCCUUGUGGGUUUUGUUGUAGCAGGAUCAAGAUGUAGCUCUGCACCUUCUUGUUUACUUGCAUACAAGUAUAAAGAAUAAAUAAGUGUGCUGGGUUGUUAACUUAAUGGCUCUCUUGGUUACAUGUCUUUUCAAUAUGUAAAGCUAUGUCAAGCUAUGAAUAUUUGAAAUAUAUCUGCCUAA